CACCCGGCGCGCCCGGCUGUCUGCCCGCGCGCGCGCGCUCUAGCCGUUCGCCGCCUCUCCGCACGUGGCGUCCCCGCUGCCGCCCCCGCUGGGCCCAGACCCCGAGCCCGCAGCCCGCAGCCAUGGCACCCAGUCAGCUCGCCUUAUUUAGUGUCUCUGACAAAACGGGCCUUGUGGAAUUUGCCAGAAACCUAACUUCUGUUGGUUUGAAUCUGAUCGCCUCUGGAGGGACCGCAAAAGCUCUCAGGGAUGCGGGUCUGGCAGUCAGAGAUGUCUCUGAGCUGACGGGAUUUCCUGAAAUGUUAGGGGGGCGUGUGAAAACCUUGCAUCCUGCAGUCCAUGCUGGAAUCUUGGCUCGUAAUGUCCCAGAAGAUAGUGCUGACAUGGCCAGACUUGAUUUCAGUCUUAUAAGAGUUGUCGUCUGUAAUCUGUAUCCCUUUGUGAAGACAGUAGCUUCUCCAGAUGUAACUGUCGAACAGGCUGUUGAGCAGAUUGAUAUUGGUGGAGUAACCCUACUGAGAGCAGCAGCCAAAAACCAUGCUCGAGUGACAGUCGUAUGUGACCCUGAGGACUAUGUGGCCGUGUCCACAGAGCUGCAAAGCUCUGACAGCAAAGACACCUCCUUGGAGACUAGACGCCAGUUAGCCUUGAAGGCUUUCACUCAUACGGCACAAUAUGAUGAAGCCAUUUCAGAUUACUUCAGGAGACAGUAUAGUAAAGGAAUAUCUCAGAUGCCUUUGAGGUAUGGAAUGAACCCUCAUCAAACUCCUGCCCAGUUAUACACACUGAAGCCCAAGCUUCCCAUCACAGUUCUAAAUGGAGCCCCUGGAUUUAUAAACUUGUGUGAUGCUUUGAAUGCCUGGCAGCUGGUGAAGGAACUCAAAGAAGCUUUAGGCAUUCCAGCCGCUGCCUCUUUCAAACAUGUCAGCCCAGCAGGUGCUGCUGUUGGAAUCCCACUCAGUGAAGAUGAAGCUAAAGUCUGCAUGGUCUACGAUCUGUAUAAAACUCUUACACCCAUAUCAGCUGCGUAUGCAAGGGCAAGAGGGGCUGAUAGGAUGUCUUCCUUUGGUGACUUUGUUGCAUUAUCUGAUGUUUGUGAUGUCCCUACUGCCAAAAUUAUCUCCAGAGAGGUAUCUGAUGGUAUUGUUGCCCCAGGAUAUGAAGAUGAAGCUUUGAAAAUACUUUCUAAAAAGAAAAAUGGGAGUUACUGUGUUCUUCAGAUGGAUCAGUCCUACAAACCAGAUGAAAAUGAAGUUCGAACUCUCUUUGGUCUUCGUUUAAGUCAGAAGAGAAAUAAUGGUGUCAUUGACAGGUCAUUAUUUAGCAACGUUGUGACCAAGAAUAAAGAUUUGCCAGAGUCUGCACUCAGAGACCUCAUCGUAGCCACCAUUGCUGUGAAGUACACGCAGUCUAACUCCGUGUGCUAUGCCAAGAAUGGUCAGGUUAUUGGCAUUGGAGCAGGACAGCAGUCUCGAAUACACUGCACACGCCUUGCAGGGGAUAAAGCAAACUAUUGGUGGCUUAGACAUCAUCCACAGGUGCUUUCAAUGAAGUUUAAAACUGGAGUGAAGAGAGCAGAAAUCUCCAAUGCCAUUGAUCAGUAUGUUACUGGAACCAUUGGCGAGGAUGAAGAUUUGAUAAAGUGGAAGGCAUUGCUUGAGGAAGUGCCUGAAUUAUUAACUGAAGAAGAGAAGAAGAAAUGGGUUGACAAACUUAGUGAAGUUUCUGUCAGCUCUGAUGCCUUUUUUCCUUUCAGGGAUAAUGUAGACAGAGCUAAAAGGAGUGGUGUGGCCUACAUUGCUGCUCCUUCUGGUUCUGCUGCUGACAAAGUUGUGAUCGAGGCUUGUGAUGAACUGGGAAUAAUCCUUGCUCAUACGAAUCUUCGGCUUUUUCAUCACUGAUUUCAUUGCACAGUAUUUUAUGGUUUGCUUAUGUGUAGGUGAAAAAUCACAUGUGACAUUUUGACUAUCUUGUCUUAGUCAUCUUGGAUCCAUAGCUUUUGGUUGUAUUUAAUUUCUUAAAGUUAUAGGUUGUCUAGCAUAGAAACAUUACCCACAAAUAUUUGUGUGUAAGAAAUACAGGAACAUCCCUGCCUCCUGGAGCUCAGCUCAUCCCAAAACAUUGCCUGUGUGAAACAUCUAAAAAUUAUCAAGUAAGCCAGGGAAACUGAGCAGACCCUGGAGUUAGAUAGCAUAAGCAUCCUGCAGUCUCACUGGUUUCCUCAUAGGGGAUUCCACUCAUGCAGCUUUUCUUUUAGUCAGAGUUCUAAAAAGGUUGGUUGUCUCCUUUCUAAGCAAAAGUUUGAGAUUUGUUUGAAUUUUAGUGUGAUGUAUGGGUCAAGUUUCACUUUCUUUCCAUACAUUUAUCCAGGUGUUUCACCAUCAUUUGAAAAAACUGUCGGAUUGCGUGUUUGCUCAGUUAACCAUUAUUUGCAGUGGGUCUAUUUCUGGACUCUGUUCUGUUCCAUAGUUAUGUUUGUCCUAAUGCCAAUACCAUGCUGUCUUGAAAAUUGUAGCUUUAUAUUAAAAUUUUGAAAUCAGA
Messenger RNA from Zalophus californianus (California sea lion), 2541 nucleotides. It is a transcript of the gene ATIC, whose product is annotated as 5-aminoimidazole-4-carboxamide ribonucleotide formyltransferase/IMP cyclohydrolase. Gene Ontology annotation, biological process: 'de novo' IMP biosynthetic process. Bases 123 to 1901 code for a protein of 592 amino acids. Gene Ontology annotation, molecular function: IMP cyclohydrolase activity; phosphoribosylaminoimidazolecarboxamide formyltransferase activity. Gene Ontology annotation, cellular component: cytosol. The record is from RefSeq and is a predicted model, not a curated record. The transcript is spliced from 16 exons. NCBI's taxonomy places the organism in Eukaryota, Metazoa, Chordata, Mammalia, Carnivora, Otariidae.